Messenger RNA from Trypanosoma brucei brucei TREU927, 408 nucleotides. RefSeq lists its product as hypothetical. The record is from RefSeq and is a predicted model, not a curated record. Lineage: Eukaryota; Euglenozoa; Kinetoplastea; Trypanosomatida; Trypanosomatidae. The transcript has a single exon. The coding region runs from base 1 to 408 and encodes 135 amino acids.
AUGUCUGUCUGUUUUGUAGUUUCCAACCCCAUCUCCAUCUCCAUCUCCAUCACCUUUUAUUUUUAUUUUUGUUUUGUUUCUAACUCAACCAAGCACUCAAUAUUCAACAAACCACAAAACAAACGCAUGCAGACGUGCGUAUUUAUGUGUACAUUUUUUAUUUGCUUUUUCCUUUCUUUCCUGUUCCUUCUCUGUUUCUUCCUUCCUUCCUUCCUUAUUUCUUUUUUUUCUUUCUCCCUCCCCCUUCUUUUUCUUUUUUUUCUUUUUUUCACGCUCCUCCCUGAACAGGCACAUACAAUUUCAGACACGACCAUAUAUAUAUAUAUAUAUAUUUAUAAUUAUUUGUAUAUUUCAUAUAUAUAUAUAUAUAUAAAUGUGUUGUCACUCCCUGCGACGCAAGGGAUAUAG